Messenger RNA from Acinonyx jubatus (cheetah), 2476 nucleotides. It is a transcript of the gene ZPBP2, whose product is annotated as zona pellucida binding protein 2. The record is from RefSeq and is a predicted model, not a curated record. Gene Ontology annotation, biological process: acrosome assembly; binding of sperm to zona pellucida. Bases 173 to 1153 code for a protein of 326 amino acids. The transcript is spliced from 8 exons. NCBI's taxonomy places the organism in Eukaryota, Metazoa, Chordata, Mammalia, Carnivora, Felidae. Gene Ontology annotation, cellular component: acrosomal vesicle; extracellular region; zona pellucida receptor complex.
CACGCGCGCUCUCCUGCGCGUACGCUCCGCGGUAGCGACAUACGGGUAGGGGAGCUGAUCCCGGCGGUUUGCUUCGCUCUGUGGAGGAGAGAUGGGGAGGCGUUGGGCUGGGGCUGAGGUAGGAAGGAGCCCGCCCCUCGACGCCUCCCUCGACGCUAGCCCCUGAGCCGUGAUGCGAGCGUGGGUCCUACUCUCUGCGGUGCUCUGGUACCUCACUGGAGCUGGAGGUCGGCGUUCUUCGGAACGCACAAGCAAAGGUUUCAUUUAUGGCAAGCCUGGACACCCAGUGAAAUUAUAUGUAAAAUUACAUCAUCAUAGCCCAGUCCUUGUCUGUAUGGAUUUUAGACGUGCUAAAAAAGAAACAGUGGACCCCACCUACAUAUGGAUUGGGCCUAAUGAAAAGCCAUUAACAGGAAAUAAUCAAAUAAAUAUAACUAAAACAGGAAAGCUGAUGGUGAAAGAUUUUCUGGAGGCUUUGUCUGGACUUUACACAUGUACUCUUUCUUAUAAGACUGUCAAAGCAGAAACCCAAGAAGAAACAAUAGUAAAGCAGAGAUAUGACUUUAUGAUCUUUGCCUAUCGGGAACCUGAUUACUCAUAUCAGAUGGCUGUACGUUUUACCACAAAGUCUUGUGAAGGAAGAUAUAAUGACCUGCUUUUUAGAGUGCUGAAGAAAAUCUUGGAUAAUUUAAUCUCUGAUUUGUCAUGCCAUGUCAUAGAACCAUCAUAUAAAUGCCAUUUUGUUAAAAUUCCAAAACAUGGCCUCAUACAUGAGCUAUUUAUAGCCUUUCAAGUUAAUCCUUUUGCACCAGGGUGGAAAGGUGCAUGCAAUGAUUCUGCUGACUGUGAAGAUAUCACUAAUCAUAAUAUCCUCCAGGCAAGAGAUCGGAUAGAAGAAUUUUUCCGGAGCCAAGCAUAUAUUUACUACCACAACUUUAAUAAAACUAUACCAGCUAUGCAUUUUGUGGACCACAGUUUUCAAGUAGUACGUAUGGAUAGCUGUCGUCCAGGCUUUGGAAAAAAUGAAGGUCUACACAGUAAUUGUGCUAGCUGUUGCGUGGCUUGUAGUCCUGGGACUUUUAGUCCUGAUGUUGAUGUUACUUGUCAAAACUGCGUUUCUGUCCGUAUUUAUGGAGCUAAAUCUUGCACAUAAACUUCAAACAAAAAAUCGUAAUAUGAAGACUAGAGGUGAAAGUAUUGUUACUUGCUUGUGGAGGUGGGGAACAUAAGAUAAUUUGUUCACAUCCCAGAGCAUCAUAGAUCCAUUAAGUAAGAUCAGUAAGACCAGAACAUUGGAAAACAUACAUUUUAGGAACUUUAAAAAGAUAGUUGACAUGGCAUUUGUAAGAAGGAAUUUAAUAUCUCCAGUGUACAAAGGAAAGUGUAUUAGUGGAUGAUUUUCAAUGAAAUAUGUUUUGGUGUUUACAAACUGAAUUUGUUGCUCUGUACUUAAGGGUAUAUUAAGGUCAAAAAGAGUAGCGAAGUAUAAUAUAAUAAAAAAUUUUAUACCUCCCAUAUAUUAAUUUGUUUGAAAUCACUCUGAUAUGAUAUAAAGGCCUAUAUUUUACCGUUGUAAUUAGAACCAAAAAAGUUAUUUAUUUUGGUCCCUUUGCUUUUAGUUUUUAAAAUAAUUAAGACUUUUUGGGGCGCCUGGGUGGCGCAGUCGGUUAAGCGUCCGACUUCAGCCAGGUCACGAUCUCGCGGUCCGUGAGUUCGAGCCCCGCGUCAGGCUCUGGGCUGAUGGCUCAGAGCCUGGAGCCUGUUUCCGAUUCUGUGUCUCCCUCUCUUUCUGCCCCUCCCCCGUUCAUGCUCUGUCUCUCUCUGUCCCAAAAAUAAAUAAAUGUUGAAAAAAAAAUUAAAAAAAAUAAAAUAAAAUAAUUAAGACUUUUUAAAAAUACAGUUUUAGAUUUAUAGAAUAACUGAGAUACUAGAGUUCCACAUACCCACUCCAGCUCAUGCCAUCACCCCUUUCCGGUUUCCUCUAUUAUUAACCUGCGUUAGUGUGAUACAUUUGUUACAUUAAUGAACUAAUGUUGAUACAUUAUUAUUAACUAUAGUUCAUAGUUUAAGGUUCAUUCUUUGUAUUAUACAGUUCUGUGGGGUUUGAUGAAUGCAUAAUGCCUUGUGUUUACCAUUACAGUUUCAUACAGAAUAGUUUUCACCACCCUAAAAAUCCUGUGUGCUUUACCUAUUCAUCUCUCCCUCUUGCUCCACAACCCUUGACACCACUGAUUUUUUUAUUAUCUCUAUAAUUUUGCCUUUGCCCAAAUGUCAUGUACUUGGAAUUAUAUAGUGUGCAGACUUUUCAGGCUUGCUUCUUUCACUUAGUAAUAUGCAUUUAAGAUUCCUCCAUGUCUCUUUGUGACCUGAUAGAUCAUUUUUUAUUGCUGAGUAAUAUCCCAUUGUAUGGAUUUAUAAAGGACAUCUUGGUUGCUUCUAGUUUUGGGUGAUUAUGAAUAAAGCUGCUAUAAACAUU